Molecule: messenger RNA, 318 nt
Organism: Rodentolepis nana
Lineage: Eukaryota; Metazoa; Platyhelminthes; Cestoda; Cyclophyllidea; Hymenolepididae
Source: the annotation of a GenBank genome assembly
AAUCGUGGUGCUGCCGUCAUCAACGCAAGAAAACUCAGCAGUGCUACUUCAGCUGCCAAGGCUGUUGUCGAUCAAAUGAGAGAUUGGUGGUUUGGUACCAAGGAUGGUGAGUGGGUCUCCAUGUCCGUCUAUAGUGAUGGAACCCACUAUGGUGCUCCAAAUGAUAUCUACUUCAGCUUCCCAGUCACUAUCGAUGCACAGGGACAUUACAAAAUCGUUGAUGGUCUUUCCAUGGACGAUUGGAGUAAGGAACAAUUCAACAUUUCUGGUGAAGAGUUGAAGGAAGAGAGAGCAGCUGCCCUUGAAACCUGCAAAUAG